UUCACGCAUAUCUAUGAAAUGCAUAAAACCGAAAAAUUUGUUAAUCGCCGCUCUACAGUAGUGAAUUUGUAGUGGACCGUGAAGGUUGUUUAGUGUCUCUUGUUUUCCGGUCGUUGACAUCGUUUUGUUGUUUUUGUUUUUAAAUAGAUUCUUUUUUUGCGUGCAAAUUUGUUCACAAUGGGUUCACGUAGUUCGAAACACGAACCCAAGAGCUACGACAUAGCUCCAGUAGUGUCUGACAAAGAUUUUAAAUAUAAAAGAACACCGAGACCAUUGCCGGAAGUUAAAUUGCCAACGGUGAUAGUUACACCCGAAACCCCCAUUACGGAGGAACAACCGGGUGGGCCUCCAAUUAAUACAUACGACACGAAAGAUGAAACAACAAUUAAACCAGAAGUGACCAAAGAAGAAAUUCAGGUUGCAGUUGUCACAUCCGCCGUGAUCCAAGAAAAUGACAAAGCAGCAGAAGAGGAAGAAGUGAUGGAUCCUCGCGUACCCACUUGGGUCAAUAGGCAAACCAUACAACCUGUGCUAAUGAAGCUGUAUCCCAAUUUCAAUGAAAUCAUUUCGUUCAAAGCCAAACCCGCCUUGGCUGCUGGCGAAAAUUAUUCCACGCUUAUCUUGAGAGUUUAUGUUACAUUUAGCCUCUUGGAUGGGACCAACAAAGAUCUGACCUUUAUGUUAAAGGUAGCUCACGACACUGAGGAAAUGCAGCUAAUGCUGAAACACAUGAACUUCUUCCAAGUCGAAAAUGCCGCCUACAAUGAAGUCCUUCCGGAAAUGGAAGAAAUGUAUCACAAGGCUGGUGUAAAUGUGUCCUUUGGUCCCAAGGCCUACAUUAUGGCCGAAGAAGCUCCCGUCGAUUACUAUUGUUUAAUGGAAGAUUUGGGAUCUCGAAACUUUAAGAAUGCCAAUCGCUUGGAAUGUUUGGAUAUGGAACACACACUGGCAGUGUUGCGCAAAAUGGCUCAGUUACAUGCCGCCUCAGCUGUUCGUGUUCUGCUCAAGGGAGAUUACGAUGAGAAGUUCAAUCGUGAUUUGGAUAAUCCAAUGAGCCGUGGUUUUAUGCAGCAAAUGUUUAGCUCCUUCAAGAAACCAUUUUUGGAUAAUAUCAAGUUGUUUGAGAAUGGUGAAAAAUAUUAUGAUGCAAUGAACAAUUUCUUCGACAACUCUGUUGAAGAGUUCAUGGUAGGUCGUAAACCAAAUCCCGAUUUCUUCAACUGUCUGAAUCAUGGCGAUUCGUGGUCCAAUAACAUUCUCUUCAAAUAUGACGAUAAUGGCAAAUUAGAAGAUGUCCUCUACGUGGAUUUCCAAAAUACCAAUUACGGGUCGCCAGCUCAGGACUUUUUCUAUUUCCUUAUAUCAUCAACACAAAUUGAUAUUAAGGUUGACAAGUUCGAAUACUUCGUGAGCUAUUACCAUCAACAUUUGGUGGAAAAUUUGAAUUUGUUGUCAUAUCCUGAGGAGAAAAUACCCUCUCUAAGAGAAUUCCACAAGCAGCUGAUUACCUAUGGUUCGUGGGCCACAAUUACUGCCUUCAUGACAAUGGGUGUUGUGCUUUUGGAUCCCACCGACAGUGCCAAAUUUGAGAAUUUCAUUGGCGAAGAAAAAGAGAGUGUGGACUUUAAGAAUAACGUUUACUCCAAUCCACGUUAUAUCAAACAUAUUAAUGUGCUGUUGCCCUGGCUGUACAAUCAUGGCUAUAUGGAACCAAAAUUUGCUGCUCUAAAAGCAGAGGAAACAACCCCUGAAGCUGUCUCGGCUCCAUCCACCAAAGACAUUCCGGAAUGGUUAAACGAAUCGUAUUUCGAAGACAUACUCCGUGGAGAAUUUGAAAAUUAUGAAAAAAUUAUCAAGUUCAACGUCAGCCCAGCAACAAAUGCCGGAGAUAACUAUUCGUCGAUAAUGUUGAAGACCGACAUCGAUAUCGAGCUAAAGGAUAAGACCCAACGUAGCCUCUCGUAUAUGGUAAAAAUUCCACCGAAGGGAGAAGAAGCCCUAGCCAUCAUUGCCUUCUUGGGCUCGUUUAAUAAGGAAACACUUGCCUACAAUGAAAUCAUACCUAAACUUGAGAAGAUAUUCAAAGAACAAGCCAACACCGAAGUUGUUUUCGGACCAAAGAGUUACAAACCCACUGUGGACAAUGGGGUGCAGAAAUUGAUUUUGGAAAAUCUACGUUUGAAGGGAUUCAAGAAUGCCGAUCGUUUACAGGGGUUGGAUAUGAAACACACUCUGGAGACCUUAAAGAAAUUGGCACAAUUCCAUGCUGCCUCCGCUUGUUUGUAUGAGGCUGAAGGCCCAUAUCCGGACAUUUUUGAACGCUCCGCUUAUGAGCCAGAAUUUAAGGAAAUGCAUUUGGCCAAAUUUAAGGAUUUCUAUAAUGUCUUCCUCGAUUGCUGCAAGCAAUACGAUGGUCAUGAGGAGUACAUUGAACAGUUGGAAUACUAUUUCAACAAUGCCUAUGAAAGCCUAGCCAAGGCUUUUUCCGUAGAUCGGAGCAAAUUUAAUGUCUUAAAUCAUGGCGAUUGUUGGGUGAACAACAUUAUGUUCCAGUACAACGAUGAGGGUCAAAUAGCCAAUACCUAUUUCGUUGAUUUCCAAUUGAUGUGGUACGGUUCGCCAGCCUUUGACCUCUACUAUUUUAUUUUGUCUUCAACACAAUUUGAAAUGAAAAUCGAUUCUUUUGAUUACUUCGUUCGCUACUAUCAUGAACAACUUAAGACUGCUUUGGAGUUACUUAAAUACCCUAAGGAUAUACCAAGUCUUAAGGAUUUGCAUAUUGAUAUUUUGGAACAUGGACCUUUUGCUCCCUAUGCCGUUUCUGGAGUCAUGUCUGCUGCCUUAUUGGAUCCCACAGAAAAUGCCAGUUUGGAAACAAUGUUGGCAUCUGGUGAAGAUUCCGAUGCCUUUAAGAGAAAUAUGUACCUGAAUCCUCGUUAUCGCAAACAUGCCGAAAUAGUAUUCCCUUGGAUGGUUAGACGCGGUCUUUUGGAUUUGAUCGUUGAAGUGACCGAAACUCAAGCUUCAGAUCCAAAAUUAAAAAACAUCAAAAUCCCCUCUUGGGUUGAUGCCGAACAUUUUGAAGAUAUUUUAAAAGCAGAUUUUACAAAUCUUGAAAAGAUCACCAACAUCACAGCCAAUUCUGCAACUAAGUCUGGUGACAAUUAUGCCUCAAGCCUGCUAAGAGUUAAAGUCGAUGCCCUGCUAAAGGAUGGUAGCAAUGUAAGCAAAUCCUAUAUUCUGAAAUUCCCUUUGCAAUCUGAAGAGGAGAGUGGCAUGGUUUCCAUGUGGAAUUUCUUUGAAAAGGAAAUACUUAUGUACAACAAAUAUUUGCCCGAAUUUGAAGAACUGUACAGCAAAUAUGGUGGUAAAUUUAAUUUCGGACCAAAAUCCUAUCAAUUCACCAAGGAAGUGGGAACUGAUGUGAUCAUUAUGGAAGAUCUCUCAGUGUCUGGUUUCAAGUGUGGCGAUCGUCGUGAAGGUUUAGACAUGACUCAUGUCGAGUGUGUCCUAACCAAAUUGGCCCAAUUCCAUGCUGUAUCGGCUAAAUAUGUUGAAUUGAAUGGUCCAUUCCCAGAGAAGCUGCACAAAGGUAUCUACUCCGAAGAGAGUCGGGCAAUUUUCGAACUCAUGGAUAGAAGAAAAUUUGUCGAUUACUUCAAGGAAUUCGAGAACAAUGAAGAAUAUUUUGAUAAAGUGCCUGCCCUCUUGGAUAAUAUGGUCGAUAUAACUAUUCGUUUGGCUCAAGUCGAUCCUACGGAAUUCAAUGUUCUUAAUCAUGGUGAUGGUUGGCUAAACAAUAUCAUGUUCAAACAUGAUGAAGCCGGUAACAUCAAGGAUGCCUAUUUCGUAGAUUAUCAAGUCUGCAAAUAUGAUUCACCUGCCCAAGAUCUGUGGUAUUUCAUCAUGUCAUCCACGGAACAAUCGAUUAAGGUGGACAGUUUCGACUACUUCAUUCGGUAUUACCAUGAAAAACUGGAGGAGAACCUGAAAAUGUUGGAAUAUUCCGGACACAUCCCCACUUUGAAUGAAUUACAUCAGGUCAUGUUGAAAUAUGGCUACCUAGGCUUCAACACCACCUUUGGCACAACAGCCGUCUGCCUCUUGGAAUCAAAUGAGCACGCCAAUUUGGCCAACUUUGCUGCUGAUACACCCGAAGGCAAAAAAUUCCGUGACGAUUUGUUCUUGAAUUCCAAAUAUAAAGCCAAUGCUGCUAUCGUUUUCCCAUGGCUAGCAAAACGGGGAUGUUUGGAUAUUUAGAGUAGAACCGCAAAAUUAUAAUUAACUAAUUAUAAUAAUUUAUUGUAAAUUUAGUUAUAUUUUUUUGUAAAUUUUUUUCUAACAUUUGUAAAUAAAAAAAA
Messenger RNA from Musca domestica (house fly), 4361 nucleotides. RefSeq lists its product as uncharacterized. The record is from RefSeq and is a predicted model, not a curated record. The transcript is spliced from 9 exons. NCBI's taxonomy places the organism in Eukaryota, Metazoa, Arthropoda, Insecta, Diptera, Muscidae. The coding region runs from base 178 to 4260 and encodes 1360 amino acids.